AGAAACACUUGUUCGUCACUCUUACAGCACCCGGCCCGCUAUAACCCUCGUCCCCAAGCGCUGUGCAAAACCCUACUGAAUCCUGAUCGUUCUUGUUUGCCAUCGAACGCAACAUGUCUGAAACACCUGCAGAGCGCCCUAUCGCUUACUUUGAUAUCACUAUCGGUGGAAAACCCACUGGGCGUAUCGUAUUCUCGCUCUAUGCGGACUCGGUGCCCAAGACAGCUGAAAACUUUCGUGCAUUAUGUACGGGUGAAAAGGGUAUUGGAAAGUCUGGCAAACCCCUCUGUUACGCUGGAUCUGGCUUUCACCGCGUAAUCAAAGGGUUCAUGUGUCAGGGUGGUGACUUCACGGAGGGCAAUGGCACUGGGGGGGAAUCAAUCUACGGCGAGAAAUUCGAAGACGAGGCGUUCCUCGUGAAACACACGAAACCUUUCUUACUGUCAAUGGCGAAUGCAGGAAAAGACACUAAUGGCUCGCAAUUCUUCAUCACCGUGAAUCCAACAUCCCAUCUUGAUGGCAAGCACGUGGUUUUCGGUGAAGUGAUCAAGGGCAAAUCAAUAGUCCGUACAAUUGAAAAUUUCCCGACUGCUUCCGGAGAUGUUCCCACUUCCCCUAUCGUUAUAUCUGCUUGCGGCGUUCUCUCACCGGAUGACCCCUCCCUCGUGACUUCCGAGACGACUAUCGGUGAUGGCUACGAGGACUACCCUGAAGACGACGAUUCCGAUGUGCAGAACCCCGAAGUUGCGCUUGAUAUUGCGCGUAAAAUCCGUGAGAUCGGUAACAAGCUCUUCAAGGAUGGGCAAAUAGAACUCGCACUCAAGGCGUACCUCAAAUCGAUAAGAUACCUAGACGUCCAUCCCGAAUUGCCGGAAAACUCUCCACCGGAGCUCAAGGACUCUUAUGAAUCGCUUCUUGCACCCCUCUUAUUAAACUCAGCACUCGCUGCGCUACGCACACAACCAGCAGCGACUGAAACUGCGGUGAAGAAUACCACGCGAGCUUUGGACCGUCUGCAGCUGAGUAACCCAGAUAAAGCCAAGGCCCUUUAUCGUAGGGCGUCAGCGCAUGUAAUUCUGAAGCAGGAAGAUGAAGCUGAAGCGGAUCUUGUUGCUGCUAGUCAGCUUGCACCCGAAGACCCGGCGAUCCUAGGAGAACUCGCGAAAGUGAGGCAGAAGAAGAAGGAAAAAAGGGAGAGGGAGAAGAAGUCAUACAAGAAACUGUUCUCGUAGACUGAUCAAUAUGGAUAUUAGAAGAAUACCAGUUGACUAGAUAGUUUAGCAUUUCCUUACGUUACUCGUGAAUGCCUGAAUUCUCACUGGAAUCCACAUUAUAUCAAUAUAAACUUCGAAUAAUCUCCAC
Molecule: messenger RNA, 1362 nt
Organism: Suillus discolor
Lineage: Eukaryota; Fungi; Basidiomycota; Agaricomycetes; Boletales; Suillaceae
Product: peptidyl-prolyl cis-trans isomerase
Exons: 7
Coding region: 114-1232 (372 amino acids)
Biological process (GO): protein folding; protein peptidyl-prolyl isomerization
Cellular component (GO): intracellular membrane-bounded organelle
Molecular function (GO): protein binding; peptidyl-prolyl cis-trans isomerase activity
Source: RefSeq, a predicted model, not a curated record